UUUAAUCCACCACAGCCGUAACUAGUCUUGCAAGCGAGUGUGACGUAUUAUAACGUAAUUUGGUGACCUGCAAGGGAUACAGCUAUUCUGCUAAGCAUUAGAAUGAAACAGUUGCCUGCAGCAACAGUUCGUCUCCUUUCAAGUUCUCAGAUAAUCACUUCAGUAGUCAGUGUUGUAAAAGAACUCAUUGAAAACUCCUUGGAUGCUGGUGCUACAUGCAUAGAUGUGAAACUGGAGAACUAUGGAUUUGAUAAAAUUGAGGUUCGAGACAAUGGUGAGGGUAUCAAAGCUGUUGAUGCACCUGUAAUGGCAGUGAAGUACUACACCUCAAAAAUAAACAGUCAUGAAGAUCUGGAAAAUUUGACAACCUAUGGUUUUCGUGGGGAAGCCUUGGGGUCAAUUUGUUGUGUUGCUGAGGUUUUAAUUACAACAAGGACAGCUGCUGAUAAUUUUAGCACUCAGUAUGUUUUAGAUGGCAGUGGCCAUAUAUUUUCUCAAAAACCUUCACAUCUUGGUCAAGGUACAACUGUAACAGCUUUGAGAUUAUUUAAGAAUCUACCUGUAAGAAAACAAUUUUACUCCACCGCUAAAAAAUGUAAAGAUGAAAUUAAAAAGGUCCAGGAUCUCCUCAUAAGUUAUGGUAUCCUUAGACCAGAUUUAAGGAUUGUUUUUGUACAUAAUAAGGCAGUUAUUUGGCAGAAAACUAGAGUAUCAGACCACAAGAUGGCUCUCAUGUCAGUUCUGGGGACUGCUGUUAUGGGAAACAUGGAAUCUUUUCAUUACCACUCUGAAGAAUCUCAGAUUUAUCUAAGUGGAUUCCUUCCAAAGCAUGAUGCGGACCACUCUUCCACAAGUCUUUCAACCCCAGAGAGGAGUUUCAUCUUUAUUAAUAAUAGACCAGUACAUCAAAAAGACAUAUUAAAGUUAAUCCGACAUUAUUAUAAUCUAAAGUGCCUAAAGGAAUCUACUCGUUUAUAUCCCAUUUUCUUCAUGAAAAUUGAUGUUCCUACAGCCAAUGUGGAUGUAAAUUUAACACCAGAUAAAAGUCAAGUAUUAUUACAGAAUAAGGAAUCUGUUUUAAUUGCUCUUGAAAAUCUGAUGACAACUUGUUAUGGACCUCUACCUAGUACAAAUUCUUAUGAAAAUAAUAAAACAGAUGUUUCCUCAGCUGACAUGGUUGUUAGUAAAACAGCAGAAACAGAUGUGCUUUUUAAUAAAAUGGAAUCAUCUGGAAAUAAUUACCCAAAUGUUGAUACUUUGGCCAUUCCUUUCCAAAAUGAUGUCCAUAAUGGUGAAUCUAGAAAAAACCCUAAUCGUUGUUCAGAUCACCAGAUAAGUAUUGAUAAGCAUUGUGAUGAUUUUAGUUCUGAAAAUUACAGCAUUAGUAAAGACCCAAGAAAUACAUUUCAAAAAAUCUCAUUGAAUAAUUUAUUAGGGGAGGACAAGCAGAGUGAAUGUAGUGAAACUUGUUUUGUAGGUUCUAUUAAGCGUACCCAAUUUGAAAAUGGCAGUGAAGGCCAUAUUGAUGAGAAUGAGGAAAAAGAAGAGGAAGCAGUUUCUGAGAAGUCUUUGGAAAUUUGUGCAGAUGACUGGAGCAAGGGAAAUGUACUUAAGAAUUCAGAGGGAGAAAAUAUUGAACCUGUGAAAAUUUUAGUGCCUCAAGAAAGUUUAGCAUCUAAAGUAAGUAAUAAUAAUCAUCCAGGCCUUGAACAAAAGAACUCCAGUGAUGAUUCCUGUAUCAAAAAAUCAAAUGUAAUAGAUAACAAAUCUGGACAGCUUACAGCCUAUGACUUAAUUAGUAGUCGAGUAAUCAAAAAACCCAUGUCAGCAAGUGCCCUUUUUAUUCAAGAUCGACGUGCUCAGUUUCUCACACAAAAUCCUAAGACUAGUUUGGAGGAUGCAACAAUACAAAUUGAAGAACUGUGGAAGACAUUGAGUGAAGAGGAAAAACUGAAAUAUGAGGAAAAGGCUACUAAAGAUUUGGAACGAUACAAUAGUCAAAUGAAGAAAGCCAUUGAACACGAGUCACAAAUACUAAAAGAUGGCAGAAAAAAGAUAAAAUCCACCAGCACAUGGACUUUGGCACAGAAGCACAAGUUGAAAACCUCAUUAUCUAAUCAACCAAAACUUGAUGAGCUUUUUCAGUCCCAACCUGAAAAAAAAAGGAGUGAAAACAUUAAAACAGUAAAGAUUCCCUUUUCUAUGAAAAACUUAAAAAUAAAUUUUGAGAAACAAAAAAAAAUUGACUUAGAAGAGGAUGAAGUUUGCUUGAUCCACAAUCUCAGGUUUCCUGAUGCAUGGCUAAUUACAUCCAAAACAGAAAUAAUGUUACUGAAUCCAUAUAGAGUAGAAGAAGCCCUGCUAUUUAAAAGACUUCUUGAGAAUUAUAAACUUCCUGCAGAACAACUGGAAAAGCCAAUUAUAUUAACAGAGAGUCUUCUUAAUGGAUCUCAUUAUUUAGAGGUCUUAUAUAAAAUGACAACAGAUGACCAAAGAUACAGUGGGUCAACUUACCUGUCUGAUCCUCGUCUUACAGCAAAUGGUUUCAAGAUAAGAUUGAUAUCAGGUGUUUCCAUUACUGAAAACCACUUAGAAAUAGAAGGAAUGGCUAAUUGUCUUCCAUUCUAUGGAGUAAUGGAUUUAAAAGAAAUUCUUAAUGCUGUAUUAAACAAAGAUGCAAAGGAAAUUUAUGAAUGUAGACCUCGCAAAGUGAUAAGUUAUUUAGAGGGAGAAGCAGUGCGCCUAUCUAGACAAUUACCCAUGUAUUUAUCAAAAGAGGACAUCCAAGAUAUCAUCUGUAGAAUGAAGCAACAAUUUGGAAAUGAAAUUAAAGGGUGUGUUCAUGGUCGCCCAUUUUUUCAUCAUUUAACGCAUCUUCCACAACAUCUUGAUUAAAUAUGUUUAAGAAAAUAAGUUACUGUUAAAAUCAAUAUGUUCUUAAGUCCAUUUCUAAACCAUUUUUGUAUUGUGUGUCAAAUGGUUAUUUUAUAAAUGAGGAUCCACUGGCUUGUUUGUAUAGAAAAAAGUUUCAAAAAAUAUAAAAAUCUUAAAUAAAUAUAUAUAAACUAUUCA
This is a messenger RNA of Marmota flaviventris (yellow-bellied marmot), 3072 nucleotides long. It is a transcript of the gene Pms1, whose product is annotated as PMS1 homolog 1, mismatch repair system component. Gene Ontology annotation, cellular component: MutLalpha complex. NCBI's taxonomy places the organism in Eukaryota, Metazoa, Chordata, Mammalia, Rodentia, Sciuridae. The record is from RefSeq and is a predicted model, not a curated record. Gene Ontology annotation, molecular function: ATP binding; ATP hydrolysis activity; mismatched DNA binding. Gene Ontology annotation, biological process: mismatch repair.